This is a messenger RNA of Candidozyma duobushaemuli, 3123 nucleotides long. It is a transcript of the gene RGA2, whose product is annotated as Rga2p. The transcript is spliced from 2 exons. Gene Ontology annotation, cellular component: cytoplasm. Lineage: Eukaryota; Fungi; Ascomycota; Pichiomycetes; Serinales; Metschnikowiaceae. The record is from RefSeq and is a predicted model, not a curated record. Gene Ontology annotation, biological process: signal transduction; regulation of GTPase activity. Bases 1 to 3123 code for a protein of 1040 amino acids.
AUGCCCGACUCGACAUACCCAGACACUCAGGGACACGCGUACGAGUUGGGUGACGACCGUUGGCACAUACAUUGCUUCAAAUGUUCCAAGUGUGAUAAUUCUUUGGGCUGCAACUCCAACUUCCUUAUAUUGGGUGACGGCAACUUGAUCUGCCUGUCUUGCUCCUACAACUGCAAACAAUGUGGGAAGAAAAUCGAUGAUUUGGCCAUAUUAACCGGAGAUCAGGCCUACUGUUCUUCGUGCUUCAAAUGUCGAGUCUGCAAGCUGAAGAUCGAAGACUUGCGUUAUGCCCGGACGUCCAAGGGCCUCUUUUGCAUGUCGUGUCACGAAAAGUUGAUUGCCAAAAAGCGAAAGUACGACAUGAAGCGGAAGCAAAUGGCCCACUUGGAGCUGCUGCUGAAACCAAAUCCGGGGCUGCCAGGCAGUGCCGAUAGUCCGCUGCUCUCAACUAGUCAUGGGAACUUUCUGGACAUUUACCUCAACUACCAUAAUUCCUCGCUGGCGUCGGUAUUCAAGGACAAAGCACUUCCCAACCCCAAUGUACCCAAGUCGACACCGCAAAGACAAACAGACCAAGCUAGCAAGGAUGGAAUCGAGGAAGUGAAUGACUCGGAUGAUGAGCUCAAUAUUCGGAGAGCGGCCAGAAACCCUGACCUGGGGAAGACACACUCCCAAGACAACAUCCUCGAGCUCAUUGAAUCAUUCAGUGGACCAAACACACCAUUGACGGAGGACACCGAAUUAAACAAAGCGCCCCCAGAAACCAAGCAGCCCAUCAUUUCUACUCCGGACGAAUUGAACGAACUACGCGCCCUGCCUCAGAACGAUACCCUGAACUACGCAACGCCUCGGACAGAGACACUUCCUUCGUCACAGCCCAGUCUUGGGUCUGCUCCUCGUCUCGAGCCAGCGCUGAAGUCUCCACAGAAGGAGUUAUUAUUGUUGUCGCCGUCUCAGUACAAUGAUAAAAAGUUCCAUAAUACCACCGGCCCUCCUCCGGAGAAUUUAGGAGUGAACACCGAGGAAAUCACAAGGCGCUCUGCUGCAUCAUCUCCGAUGGCCAGGGUGAACAGACAAGCAAGGGUGGUGGAGACAAACGACGACAUCGUCGCAUCCGACAUUGGCCUGCUGUAUAAUGCAUUUGAAAGCUCCAUUAACACUACUCCGAAAAAGUCGAACACAAACGUGCUGAAUAAGGUAAUGGCGUCUCCGCCGCCUCGUUCCGCUUUACCAAAUGUUCCUGCUACUCCUAAACGCCAAGGUCCUCCCACAGACCCUUUUGAGCCUCGUGGCUUGGGACUUGAGAAUGUUGAGCUUCUGAAGCCAAAUAGAGUGGUACAGCCUGCUACUCCAGCUGUUACGAACUUGGAGGAAUCAAUCGAUGAAAAAGAGAACACAGACAGCACUCCACAAUCAUUUGGCCGGCGGAAUACGUUCAAGGGCCCUAAGAACUUUUUGAAACACAAGCGUUCCACUUCUAGUGGGCUGGGUAGUGGGAAGUUUGGUGGCCUCUUCAAAAGCAAGGACGAUCAGUCUCCCGGGCACGCACGUCAUGUAUCCGAGGGCUCUAUAAACCAUCACCUGGCCUUCACAACAUCGCCGUUACCAUUGAGCUCACCAAUGAAGUACGGUGUAUUUGGAAAUGGUCACAACCGCUCGAGCUCCGACACUCACUAUAUGGCAGCCGGAGAUCUGCAGGGGGAGCGCCAAAGACUUGACACAGAGAUGCGUCAGUUGAGAAUGGAGAUCAAUCUGUUAGAAGGUCGGAAGUCUACCGUGUUGUCCGAGAUCGUCAAACUUGGAUCAGAGAAAAAUAAACUCAACGAUUCUAUCGCAGCCUUGAAGCAUAAGGUGACGGAGGAGACAGAACAUCAUGAACUGAUCUUACAAAACAUCCACGAUCUCGUGGCCGAAAAGAGAAGGUUGGUGGAGGAGAAUCAGCAGUUGAAGGAUGCAAACUCUCGCUUGAAGCGUGAGAGCAAACGCCAUGUGGAAUCUCCGGAGGUUAACACAACCCCAAUGCAUUCUACUGAUCACAAUAAUGGUUCUUCUUCAUCGUUACCAUACGAGGCACAUACCGAAGAUCCAGUUGAGACCCAAAAGGCGACAAGACUACGCUUUUGGAGGAAGCCAAAGGUGCAUGUGGCUGCCACAAAUUCCUCUGCAGCUCAAAGCCUGCCUCAAACUCAACAAGGUACUCCAAUGCAGAAGAGCUCCUCAUCAAAUUCUCCUGCGCAACAUUCCAAUGGAAGUGAAACAAACCUGCAUUAUAAGUUGAGUCAAUCUUACUCUUCCAAUGCUAUACAACACCCAAGCCAGUUCCUCAACCCCGAUAACAACGCCCAGCUGCAGCAAAAUCAACAACAGCCUCAGCAGCAAGAGUCGGGUCCUCGAAAGGCGUUCAACUCUUUCAUGAGCAGAUCACGUUCUACGAACAUUCUUGACUCCUUCGUCGGGCAACCUCAGAACAAAUCAGACGACAAUGGAGACGCUCCAUUGCUCUCAAGCACGAUCGAGAAGCGGGCGAAGUACGAGGAUGAGGCUGUACCUUUGAUAAUUACUAAGUGUCUCGAGGAAGUUGAGAAGAGAGGAUUGGAUAUGGAGGGCAUCUAUCGAAUCUCAGGAGGAAACUCUGCCAUCACGGCCAUUUUGAAUGCAUUCCUGUCACUUCCUGCGAACCCAAAGGGCGACAAAAAGCACAUGAAUAAGUUGGCAGAGGUUAUGGAAGGUGACAUUCAUGCUGUUACAAGCGCAUUGAAGCGAUACUUGAGAAAGCUUCCCGAACCUUUAAUACCGUUUGCAUGUUAUGACGAUUUCGUGAAGAUUUGCAAAAAUGAUAAUGAUACACAGACAAGAUGCGACGAACUCGUGGACAAGGUCGUGAACAAGUUACCAGCAGCCAACAGGCACACUUUAUACUUACUCUCCAAGCACUUGGAUUUGGUUGGCUAUUACAACAAUGUGAACCGAAUGACCAUGAAGAACCUUUCAGUGGUGCUUGCCCCUACAAUAGCAUGGGAUCCCACAGGAGAAAGAGAGAUGACGGAUAUGGGUCCUCGAAACGAUACAACCGAGUUGCUUUUGCUGAAUUUCUCGAAGGUAUUUGCCAACUACGAGGUUUGA